AUGGUUUUUCAGGUUUAUGAUUCAGAGUUGUGCAUGCUAGCACUGCCUCCAGAUGAACAGCAGUUACUGUCCAGGAUAUCUCAGUAUCUCUUUUGCCAAGGCAUCAUUCCUGUGGUUGUUAGGAACCCAACAGAAGCCCUUAUACAUAGCAGACAUUCCCACUUUGUUGUGAUCAUAUUACCAGACAAUGAUCCUUUACUGAUAAGAAAUAUCAGGUCUGUGAAUCAAUUUUACAUAAACUUAAACUAUUUUGAUAUCACUUUCAGUCAAAGGUCUGGUAAUUAAAACAAUUAUGAUAGUAAUAAUCUAUCUUGGUGAAUAAUAAUAAUAAUAAUGAUAAUAAUAAUAAUAGUUACUAUCUCAGUGAAUGCAAAGGCCUGGUAUAAUUUGGAGAUUGAGUCUACCAGAUAUUUUUGGAAGUGCACAGUUGUCAGCCAUUCUUGGUACUGUCCAUAUCUUGUGGAAAGUGUUGUGUCUCUAAGCUGCGGGAUUGCUGCUGAGACUUAAAUAUGGCUGAGAAUUCCCAGAAAAAGAACUGGAGAGGAUCACACCAUAAUAAUAAUAAUAAUAAUAAUAAUAAUAAUAAUAAUAAUACUAAUAAUCAAGAAAGUAUCAGAGAGAGCUACUAUGACAGAGAUUCAAAAGAUCUGCAUGCUGGGAUCUGCGCGAAUCCUCAGAAAGGUGCUCAGUGCAUGAACAGAAUGAUUGACCUGAGUGACUGAUGCUCUAGGUGCAUGGUUUGCACCUGGCUGACGUACAAAAAGAACACCAGCAAAGACUGUGAUAAAAGAGACAAAAAAAAUAAUAAAUACGUAAUUUUCUCCUUCCAUAAUUUUUGAGGGAUAAUAAAACAAAUAAUAGAAUAUUGCAAGGUUAAGAAUCCCAGCUUGCGGGGGUUGAACCAGUUGGCUGUUUUACAAGUGUGGGCGAGGAUGGAAAUUUAGACCUCCAAUAACAUGCUAGCAGUUUGGGAAGGACUUGAACUCAGGGCUCUGGAUUACAAGUCCAGAGCUUUAACCUCUCAGCCGUGCUGCCUCUUAAUUGACCUCUGUGGGAAAUUAAUUUAAAUAUGGCUCCAACCAGAGCUAGUUUCGGAACAGGUUCUUCAGAGCGAUCCUUUUGAUAAACCUGUUAAGGGUACUUUCCAAAAAAUUUUUAUGAGAAGUAAAUUGAUUUUUGUAGGUCAGUUGAUGGCAUGAAUUCCAGAACACCAGUGAUUGUCAUUUCUACGGCUGACAUUUUACCAGGUAGAUUUUAUUUAUGUAGUAAACUUAUUAUUUGUGAUGACAAAGAAUUGCGGAGCUGUGUCCAAUCCAAUCAUCAAUACACUGAUAAUUAUAAUAAUUAUUAUUCAUAUUGAUUGUCUUUGUUGAUGACAUUUGGCUUUCAACUAAAUUAUUCCUUAGUCAUUCUGCUUUUUGGCCGGGCUGUAUAAAUUGGAGCAAUUUAAGAACACUAGGCAACAUUUCAUGUCCUAUAAGAACAACUUGCAAGAUAAUAACUCCACUGCCUUUUAAGUUCAAAUUCCUGCAUACCAUGAGUUAACUUCAAAACUGUGGAUGUCAAAUCUGAAGGUCCCACUGAAACAGCAGAAAUAUACUCAUCAAAAUAAUACUCUGAAUAAAUUAUGAGUUGGUCUUACUACAACCCUCUAUCUAUUGUGAGUAUUUUAAAAUUUUAUCCAUGCUUUUGCUUUGCAAGUCUUCUCCAUUGAAAUGAUGGUUAUCAGUGACUCCAUUUUGUUAUGUUAUCUUCCUUGGGAACAGAAAGCACCCUUCACAUGUUGGGCACAAAUGAAGUCCAGGAAGCUGUCCAUAUGACCACAAACUCUGAAAAGCUUGAAGCAGACUUGAUAUAUGCUCUUAACAAUGUCCUUGGAAGAUCCUAUGGUAAGCAUUUAAACUUCUUUAUUUAUUGAUCAAAUUCAGUGUAAGUGCAACAGUCAUUCCUGGCUGUCUAUCUUUUCUGGAGCUAUUGAAGAUUCGUGAUAUGUUGUCUCCAGGGAGGAGAGGGAUGGGUUUUGCUCACAGAAAAAUAGGAAAAGAAAUGGUGUCAGUUUUUCCGCUCUUGCAGCCAUGCCAUUGGCUGAAUUGCAGAGGGACAAGAGAAGUGAGAUGAAACAUCAGCAUGUCAAGUCACACAUAUGUGCAUGUAGCAGCUCCAGUUAAUGUUUGAUCUCACCUCAUUCAGCCAGACCAAUGACAGCACAAUUGAGAUAUAGACCAUGGCACAAGGACCUAUGUCCCAUACUUUUUUCAAACAAUGUCAUUGGGUGACUACCUUCAAACAAGUUUGCCAGUUUAUCUCGGUACAACGGUGUCUUUUCUACUACAAUAAUUUCCUUGAGAAAAUCAUAAUACUCAAGGUUGUAACACUUUUCACAUAAACUUAUGUUAAAAACGUGAAAAAACGUAAAAGAACAAGGAAAAAAAUGAAAGAAUUAUUAUGACAGGGUUUGCCAAUUUUAUUGAUGGGUGAAGUGAGUGUGACUUCGUGUUCUGCUCUUCACAAAUUUUGGAGUCAUAUUUUUGGAAUAUUUGGAGUCAAGUAACACAAUGAAAAAAGCAAUGCAAUAUUCCUUAAGCAAGAGUUAAAUACGUUGACAGCUUUGGGUAACCUUAUUAAGUUCUGUAAAUGUAUUCUGUCACUCUCUUUUCGACGAGUGUGCUAUCUCAGCCCGUGGUUCUGGCACGUAUACACUAUCAUGAGAGUCUGCUGACCUGGAAAGGCUCAAAUUCAAUAUAAUUUGGAUGGUUUAAAUCAGGUUUACAAGGUUUGCAGUUAAUGUAGAUUGUAUUUGUAAAAAGGUAAGAAAAAAUCACCUAUUUUGCAACCAAAAAUUUUUGGAGUAAAAGUGACUCCCUCUGUAACCUCAGUGAAGUCAUCUUAAAAAUGUUGGCAUAAACUACGCCAAAUCUGGCGUCCCUGAAUUAUUUACUUUUUCACAUGCAAAUUAAGCGCUGUUGUCUUUUAUGUACCUCUCACAAGGCAAUGUCCGUUCAGUACCAUUGUUGCCCUUGCCAGUUCAAACCACUUGGAGCACUAUCCCACAGCCCACCUCAGCCCAUAUUCCUUCAGUGCCAUUUCCUCAAUUACCUGAACCAGGACUAAUAUCGCCUCAGUGUGCUACAAAUCCUGUUCACACUAAGAUUCCACCCACGCUGAGUCCCGCUAAAAUACAAGGUGUGAACGCGGUGAGCGCUGAAGGAGGCUCACAUUUAAACGAGCAGAUAUCAAGCUACGCAUCACAGCAAAUUCAAGUGGGAACCGUGGGUGAGAAUGUGACAGACAUUUUGAAUCAAGGAUCAUCAGUUUCUGCGAAAGUCUCUCCUCCUUUGUGUGAGAAUGUUCAGGAAAACUCGGAGUCCGUGCUUCCAGGAAUAGAGACUCUACUGAAUGCUAUUCAGGUAGUGGAAGGCCAAGAAGAUGACAGCUCCGCAAAGAAUCAAGCUGCUUGCACAUUUACCAAGUUUACCGCACUUAAUUCUCCUCACUCGGAUGAAACAAGGUUAGAUUUAGACACCGGGCGGGUACCCCAUUGUAUGGCUUAUACGGGGAUGUGCCGUUGGACAGGGUAUGGUCUUUUUACCUCUCUGUCCCAAACAGGUUAUAUAAUUUCGUGUGAGUCUGUCAGCAGGGUAUUGCCUGCCCGAUUGGAUUGAUUUGCAAGAUGAAUUUUGUUUGCGUUCCAAGUAUACAAAAGCCUAUAACGUGAAUUUCCCCUCAAAAUAAAUGGCUUAAAAGCAAGACUGAGUGCAUUUUGUCCUUUGUCCUAGACAGGGUAAUAAAAUUGAGGGUGUUGUGCUAAACAGGGUAUGUGUUGUAGGAUUUUUUUGUCCUAAACAGGGUCAGGGUUUCAAACCCUCAGCGGCUCACUUAUACCCAAAUAUUGGUAGAGUAUCCCUCCGGGAUUUAGAUUACUAGGAUGUCUCUUCUUUUUAACUAAGAGGCACACAUUUCUCUCCACGGAAUUUUGGAUUGUUAGAAAGUUGUUGAAGGAAGGACGCUCUCUAUCAGCUGUUUUGAUUCUUUAUGUAACAUUUAGUGGUCAUUUCAAACACCAUUCUACUCUAGGUGUUUAAUUAUAAGCCCUCUGCCGAUCUUGAAAUGAUGAAACUUCUAACAUUUGAUUACUUUUUUCCGUCACUACGACAUUUUCACCAAAAAACCGUGGUAGAAGAAUGACGACGGCUCUCACGUUUUAGCGCCAAAAUGACGAUGGUUCGCGAGCGCGUACUACUAAAGGCUGGUUUUCACUAGCGACGGAGUCGGAGUCGGAGUCGUAAUCAGAAGCGUAGAGCUUAUGAUCUAGUGAAAACAGCGUUCCAAUUCCGCCUACGACUCCGUCGCUUACGUUCCGCUUAUGAUCUAGUGAACACCAGAUUGUCGGAAGCAGAAGCAGAAGAACCAAACCAAUCACAAAGCGUGGGAACGUACAUUCUGAUUGGCUUAUCCUUCCGCUUCUGCUUCCGCUUCCGACUCCGACAAUCUGGUUUUCACUAGAUCAUAAGCGUAAGCGAUGGAAUCGUAAGCGGAGUCGGAAGAAAAUGGAAACGUUCUGAUUCUUCUGACUCCGAUUUCGUCGCGCUUAUGACUCCGGUACGACUCCGAUUUUUGAUUUUCACUAGGUCAUAAGCGCUCUUACGACUCCGACUCCGACUCCGUCGCUAGUGAAAACCAGCCUUUAGUAUGGAGAAAAUCUCGUUCCGGUAGUCGUUCUCGUCUUAUAAUCUAAAGAUCUCUAGUCUAAUUUGCUGUAAAUUGUUAACCAGUAAUGUUUCUCUUUAGAGACCUCAGGAUAAAGAAAAGAACUCGGCGAUCGCCUGCUGCGGAAAGUCUGAAGAGUGCAAAAACGGCAACAUCAGAAACAGAUUUAGAUUCACCAAGCGAUACCAAGAGUCCAAUAUCUGUGAGCUUGACAGGAAAGAAGCCAUAUUUCCUGGAACUUGACAGCUACAGAGAACCUUUAGCGGACGAUCCUAAUGCCAACCCAGUGGAUAGGCACAAUUCCAAGGAGAGGCAUAGAAGGUCAGCUUUGUCUUUGACCCUGAGGGGUUCAUUUUAAAACCUCGCCACUUGCAGUUUAGUAAUAAAUUGCUUUUAUAUUUCCAAGUUGGUCACUAAAACAUGUUUCAUGCUGAUCGAUUGGAAACUUGAAAAAUGUAAGCUCAUACUCGUAGCCAGUUGUCAUCUGUAUUUUUUCAGGGGCAUCUAACGAACACUGUUUUAAACCCGUGUCGUUUUCAAGGCGUAGGAGUUAGGCCUGUCAAAAAAAUCGUCGACAAGGUCUGAGUCUUCCAUGUCCGUAGUCCAGCGUAGCAAAAACCUCCUCCAAGAGCUUUUGCCUUAGAAAAACGGGAAGGGUACAAAUAAGAUUCUUCUAUUUUCUAAAGGAAAAGCCCAGGGAACGGGUUUGACGUAGCAAUUUCUUCUUCCAUUCCUCGUUUUUCUGACAUCCAGAGUGUGCGCCUGUGAAGCAGACUUCAACGUAUGUUUACAUUUUUUUCUGCCUAUAGGAUACGCAUAACCAAAGCAGCAGAAUUUUUCAAAGCAGUAAUACCACGUAUGGAUCCCAACAUGGACAAGGCCACAGCUUUCCAGUGGACAGUCUAUUACAUGGUGUUCCUGCGCAAUGCUCUUUUGAAACAAGAUCCACCGGUUCUACCUAAACUGCAUCAGGUGGGUGAUUAUCACAACGUGUAGAGGACUAACCAUUAAUUUCGCGAUCCUUUCUGAUAUACCGAAGUUACGUCUAGUAAAUACCCAGCAGAAAAAGAAGACGAGCAAAGCAACAAAACACAACAAAAGGGGGGAAAAAAGCGGAAAGGACAGCUUGCGAAAGGUGACAGUCGAGAUAUUGUCUCGAACUUUUGCUUUCCUUUCCGCCCGGUCUUAACUUAGGAAGGCUACACCUUACCUACCUACCUACCUACCUAGCCGAUCAAAAUACCCAGGGACGAAUGCGAUAAUCAAAAGCUGAGGACGCAAAUAUUGGUUUUAAAAUAUUUACAAUUUCUUUGCAGUCGUUCAUACAAGAAUGGGGCGAGGUAUUCAACUUGGAGAGUCAAAAUCAGCCUGAUGAAAAAUGA
This is a messenger RNA of Porites lobata, 6089 nucleotides long. The record is from the annotation of a GenBank genome assembly. NCBI's taxonomy places the organism in Eukaryota, Metazoa, Cnidaria, Anthozoa, Scleractinia, Poritidae.